GAAUUUUCAUCUACUAACCCUGUGCGCGUAUUUGUUGAUAAUUCGAAUCUUUGGACUGAGGGAAAGUACACCGUUGGAAAUCUCGAACGUCUAGCGCACCAUUCUUUAUCACCUGACGAUUCAUUGUGGACACACAUUUGGAAUCAAGGUUUUGACGUUAAUAUAUUUGAUCGAGACCGUGAACAACAGACAAUUAUAUCCAAUGAUCCUGGUGUUUUUGUUUGGAUUGCCCGUGAUAGGGAUUAUGAACCUUUAAUAAAACAAGCAUUGAAAUAUAAUUGA
This is a messenger RNA of Racocetra persica, 282 nucleotides long. The record is from the annotation of a GenBank genome assembly. Lineage: Eukaryota; Fungi; Glomeromycota; Glomeromycetes; Diversisporales; Gigasporaceae.